Pyricularia grisea is the source of this 2709-nucleotide messenger RNA. RefSeq lists its product as uncharacterized. Gene Ontology annotation, molecular function: DNA-binding transcription factor activity, RNA polymerase II-specific; zinc ion binding; transcription cis-regulatory region binding. Gene Ontology annotation, cellular component: nucleus. Lineage: Eukaryota; Fungi; Ascomycota; Sordariomycetes; Magnaporthales; Pyriculariaceae. The coding region runs from base 177 to 2645 and encodes 822 amino acids. The record is from RefSeq and is a predicted model, not a curated record. Gene Ontology annotation, biological process: positive regulation of transcription by RNA polymerase II. The transcript has 5 exons.
UCGGGUCAGCAUGCGGGCUUGUUGCCGCUGCCGCUGCUCCCGCACCCGCCCGGCACACACAGACGAGCCAACUAGCCCUGCACCGCGCUUAGGUACCUCUUUUGCGAAAUAUUAGAUCUCCUAGUGGCCUUGACACCAGACCGACGUUGCUGUGCUGCAUCUAAACGUGUCAAGCAAUGGAAGAGAAGGGGCAGAGCAAUCAUGGGGGAGCCCAGCAUCAACACCAACAGCAGAUCCCUCCGUUGAUACCCCCUACCAGGCCACCGCCACCAUCAGAUUCAAUUGUAGCGAAAGAAGAGCCGGGCAGUUUGGAUCCGCCUCGCAAGCCGAUUAAGAAGCGUAUACGAAAGCCUAGGGGGCGUGGAUUACGGACUAAGACCGGUUGCUUGACAUGCCGCAAAAGGCACAAGAAAUGUGACGAGAGGCUGCCAAUAUGCAGUCAUUGUGCAACGUCGAACCGCGACUGCGUAUGGCCAGAUAUUCAAGCCAUAGAUACGGCUGCUACAUCUUCAGCUGCCGCCACUCAGAUCUCCUCACCGACAGCUGGGUCGGUAGAUGGACACUCGGAUAGACCUCCAACCAGCCACUCAACCAUCAUCCCGUCAGCAACCUCGCAAUCAAUGUACUCUUCUCAUCUUCCAUCAUCUUCUUACCAAAAGUCCCGUUCCCACUCACAAUCUCAAGAUGGUGAUCCUCGUGGCUCUUAUGGGUCCAUGGGCAGCUCUUCGCAUAACUCUUCACCAUCCGCCCAAAGGGGUUACUCUCCUGACCUCGCUCCGACGAGGCCAAGUCUUCCACCACCUGGGCCCGUGGCCCCGACUCUCGACUACAACUUCCCCAAUGGUCCCAUCCCAGAUUCUCACAACAUAGUGGACCCUGCACUGGCGGCCAUGUAUCCGAACAUGAAACCUAAACCACAGAUACCAGAACCAUACCAUACCCACAGGCAAAGGAAAUCCACCAGUGUGUCGACAGCGAGUCCUCGCAUUGCCGAUCUCCUCAUUGACACUACCCAACCUAUUCAGCACUCACCCAGAUCCCCGGAAACAGUCACCUCGGAUGGAAUGCUCAGCGCGGGUGUCGCCAGUACGAGAUGGCUUGACCUCCUCGCAGGUGACGCCGAAGAGGCCGACAGCGGGUUCUCACUCAGCCGUCGUAACAGCAAGUCGCAGCUGCCACCCCACACGUUGAACGAUGGAAUGCGACGCCUAAGCCAGGAAAGAAUGGGACCUGGCGCCUCCAGGAGUGGCUUGAGGAUAUCCAACAGCCGGUGCGGGGUCAUGGGCAGGCUAGACUGGGACAUACCUGAUAGAUACCCGUGGCAGGAGGCAAUUGAUAUUGAACUAACAUCGAACGAAGCUGCCUUAUUCCGCGCCUUUGCCGAGCGGUCGGCGCUGUGGCUAGACAUAUUUGAUCCGUGGAAGCAUUUCUCGACUUAUGCAGUAAGGCUUGCCAUGCGGAAUGUUGGCUUGAUGAAGGCGAUACUAGCUCUCCAGGCUCGGUAUGCGUCAGUAGCUAAGCAGAUGGCUGCAAAGCAAGACCCGAGGCCCGGGAAUCACCGCAGGGAAAUGUUCAUGGCCGCAAACGUGGACCCAACGGAUGCAGUGCAGUACUAUCAUGAAGCGUUGCACUAUGUCUCGACGGCACUUCAAUACCAUUCUUAUGCCCACAGUGAGGAGUUGUUGGGGACGGCUCUCGUCAUUAGCACGUAUGAGAUGCUUGACGCGUUCAACUCGGCAGUGCCACACGAACUUGACUCGGCCGUCUCGAACUGGCAGAGACACCUAAAGGGCGUAUUUUGGAUUCAACGGUCCCAGGAUGUCAACGGAGCGUCAGGGGGGUUGAGACAAUCAGUAUGGUGGGCCUGGCUGAGGCAAGACCUCUGGGCGGCUUUUCGCGAAGGUAGACGGUGCCUGAGCUUUUGGCGUCCGGUUGUUGACUAUCCCAAUCUGACCCAGUGUGAGCUCGCUGACCGGGCUGUGUACCUGCUCAGUCAGGCAGUCAACUACUGCGCCGAAUCUGGGCCUGACAAUGACAAAGAUCGUCCUGAAUUGGUGACACGUCGAGCCGAGAGGGGCGAGGAGCUUAUGGACAUGCUCGAACGGUGGAAGUCGUUUCUGGGCGAUGGUUUCCGGCCAUUACUGACGGCUCCAGGGACCAGUCUGUUAUCAGUGAGCCACCACCACCAUCCGACAUCAGCGUCUUCUGUAGGAACUCAAUCGACCGGAUCCCUUCAUGUAAGAUCAGCAGCCGAGGUUGGUCCCUCGCAUGGAUGGCAACCAAUAUGGAUUCAUCCGCCUCAAUUCGCUGCUGCCAUGCAGGUGUACAGCUUUGCAAAAAUCCUCGUCACUCUGAACCGGCCUGCGGCGGGUGACUUUGACGAGCAUGCUAGAGCGCAGAUCCUCAGUGAAUCGGUAGCGAAUAUCUGCGGUAUCGCCAUGGAGUUGAAAGAUCAAAGCUGCCAGAUCAUGUCGGCAAAGUGUCUUUUUGGCGCAGGCCUCUGCGUCCAGCAACAAGUCCAACAGGACACUAUUAUAUCGCUCAUCCAGGCCUGCGAGGCGAGGACGGGCUGGCCGAUGGCCACAUUGCAAAGUGAGCUGCGGAAAGAGUGGAGGCGGAGUGAUGUAGAAAUGAGAGAUGUAUGAUGAGAAAUAGAAGAAAACAAAGAAAAAGAUAAAAGAAAAAAAAAACAGGAAAAGAGAAAAGAAU